UAAAGGAACCUGUGUAUAUAUAAUUGCGCCCGAUUUCCUUGCUACGGAAAUGAGCUAAAGAAAAGACACCAGCAGCAGCAUUCUUCAGAAUGGCUUCAAGUUCAGGUACUAUGAAGAGUUCAUUUACAAGUGUGUCCAUCCUUCCAGAUAAUAGUAAUCAACAAGAUGCUAUUCAAAUAUUCAAAAUCGAUGCAAAGAAGAGAAAAAUGAUAUUUUACGAAGAUCAACUGGAAUUACUAAAAAGCGCUAAGUUCAAAGAUUACAAAGUUUGCGUCAUUUCAGUGACUGGAAGCUACAGGACAGGCAAAUCUUUUCUUCUCAAUUUCUUUUUGCAUUUUUUGAAGAAGAAGUGUCAAAGUGUGGAACAAGAAUGGAUGGAUGUCAACGACACCCUAACUAGUGGAUUUUUAUGGGAGAAAAGUUCACAGGGAGUUACAGAUGGUAUACUUAUAUGUCCCGAAAUUUUUUUAACGAAAACAAAAGAAGGCGAAAAAAUUGCUAUAAUUUUGAUGGACACUCAAGGAAUGUCUGAUCACCAAACUUCUUACCCUGAGUGCACUAAGAUUUUUGCCCUCAGUGCAUUAAUUAGUUCAGUUCACAUUUACAACAUCCAGAACAAACUUGAUUUAGAGCAGCUUGGUGUUCUACAAUUAUUUGCAGGAUAUGGGGCGAUGUUUAGCGACAGCGACAAGAAACCUUUCCAACAUUUGGUCAUUUUGAUUCGAGACUGGGUAAAUCAUGAAGAGUACGGUUUCGGUUUUGAAGGGGGCGAGAACUUAUUAAUUUCCACUUUCAAGAAACACGAAAAAUCCAACUUAAGUGAAAUACAAAAAACUAUUAGAGAUAAUUUUGCGAAUGUUCGGUGCUUUCUGAUGCCAAAGCCUGGAAGUAAAGUUGAGACAAGGGAAUUUAAAGGCGGUUUUAAUAAAAUUAAAGAAAUAUUUCGCGAUCAUGUGAAAACCUUUGUUGAAGAUAUUUUAACGCCCGAGAAUCUAGUACCGAAAAAGAUUGAUAAUAAAUUUAUUACGGUCGCAGAGUUACUUGGAGUUAUUAAUGGUUACUGGAGAUGUAUUAAUGAGAAUGAUAAGUUAUGCAUUGAAUCAAUUUACAUGGCAACUACUAAGAUUUCUUUUGAACACCUAGUGAAUGGAAAGGUAGAAGAAUACAAGAAACGUCUAGGGAGUUGUACAGAUCGAACACAAGCUAACAAUGAGAAAAGUGAAAUUUUGAAAGCAUUUGAAAAGCAAAGGGAGAUGAAGUUGGGCACAGAAAAAUUGCAAGACAGUUUUAAAAAACAGCUUGCACAGCUGCUUGAUGCGCUAUGCAAGGAGUUUCACAGAAUUUUAAAUCAAGAAGAUGUACUAGGAAACGAAUAUAUCGAACAUGUAAAAGAAUGUACAACUUUAGAAGAGAUGGAGAAGAUAAAGGACCGAAUUUUGAAGAAAUUCCAGAAAUCAGCAAACAUUUUUAACUCCCUCAAGGAGGUACAAGAACUGUCUGAGCAACGGUUAACAGGUCUACUUCAUAAGGUGUAUAAAGAUUUUCAUAUACUUUUCGAUCAUGUGAAUGUAUUAAAAAUGGAAUACAUACAAGUCGUUAAAGAACGUAUAACAUUAGAACAGACCUCGAAAGUGAACGAGACAAUUCUGGAGAAAUUUCGAGACAAAACCAAGAACAUGGAUUGCAAUGACCAACUGCGAGAUCGUUUUAAACAGCGGUUAACCAUAUUGCUUGAUACGAUGUAUAAGAAUUUGCACACACUUUUCGACCUCAUGAAUCAGUUAAUAAAGGAAUAUUCCGAAAGCGUCAAAGAAUGUAGAACUUUAAUAGAAGGCCAGGAAAUGAUGAGCAGAAUUUUGGCUAAAUUUGAAGAAAAAAGCGACAACAUGGAUUGUGAGAACGAAUUGCGAGAUCAUUUUAAGCAACGGUUAAAUGAAUCACUUGAUAAGGCGUAUAAUGAUUUUUGCAUGCUUUUCAACCAAGUAAAUCAGCUAAUAAUGGAAUACUCGGAACGCGUUAAAGAAUACAAAACUUUAGACCAAGCCAAGGAAGCAAUGAAGAGAAUUUUGGUGACAUUUGAAGAAGAGAACUUGAACUGCGAGAAGAAAUUACGAGAUCAUUUUAAGAAUAGCCUAAAUAUACAACUUGAUAAGGUGUAUAAUGACUUUUGCAAACUUUUCAACCAUGUAAUUCAACUAACAGAGGAAUACUCUAACCUUGUUAAAGAAUGCAAAACUUUAGAGGAAGCCCAGGAAAGGAUUAAAGUACUUUUGGUCACAUUCGAAGUAGAGAACUUGAACCGCGAGACGAACUUACGAGAUCAUUUUAAGCAGCUCCUAAAUGCGCCACUUGAUGAGGUGUAUCGUGAUUUUCGCAUACUUUUCAACCAUGUAAAUGAACUAAUAAAGGAAUAUUCCGAACGUGUUAAAGAGUGCAAAACUUUAGACGAAGCUCUGACAGAGAGGCAGAGAAUAUCACUGAUAUUUGACGAAAAGAACUCCGACUGCGAGAAGAAAUUACAAGCUCAUUUUAAGAAUCGUCUGAAUGAAGAAUUUUAUAAGAUUUAUAAUGAUUAUCACAAAGUUUUUACUCAUGCAAAUCAACUAAAAGACGAAUACUCCAACAUUAUUAAAGGAUGCAAGGGCUCAAAGGAAGCCCAUGUAGAGAUGCAGAGAAUUUUGAUGAAAUUUCAAGAAGAGAACUUGAACUGCGAGACGGAAAUACGAGAUCAUUUCAAGAAGGCCCUAAAUACACCACUUGAAGAGAUACAUAAUGAUUUUUGUCUACUUUCGGAACGUGUAAAUCGACUGAUAAAGGAAUACUUCGAACGCGUUAAAGAAUGCAAAACUUUAGAACAAGCCGAGGCAGAGAUGCAAGGAAUUUUGGUGACAUUUGGAGAAGAGAACUUGAACUGCGGGAAGGAAUUACGAGAUCAUUUUAAACAGCGCCUAAAUGCAGAAUUUAAUAAGAUUUAUAAUGAUUAUCGCAAAGUUUUUACUCAUGCAAAUCAACUAAAAGACGAAUACUCCAACAUUAUUAAAGGAUGCAAGGGCUCAAAGGAAGCCCAUGUAGAGAUGCAGAGAAUUUUGAUGAAAUUUCAAGAAGAGAACUUGAACUGCGAGACGGAAAUACGAGAUCAUUUCAAGAAGGCCCUAAAUACACCACUUGAAGAGAUGCAUAAUGAUUUUUGUCUACUUUCGGAACAUGUAAAUCAACUGAUAAAGGAAUACUUCGAACGCGUUAAAGAAUGCAAAACUUUAGAACAAGCCGAGGUAGAGAUGCAAGGAAUUUUGGUGACAUUUGGAGAAGAGAACUUGAACUGCGGGAAGGAAUUACGAGAUCAUUUUAAACAGCGCCUAAAUGCACAACUCGAUGACGUGCAUAAGGAUUUUAUCACACUUUUCAAUCUUCUAAAUCAACUGAUAAUGGAAUACUCAGAAAGCGUUAAAGAAUUCAGAACUUUAGAGGAAGCACUGGCAGAAAGGUUGAGAAUUUUGGGAAUAUUUGACGAAAAGAACUUGAACUGCGAAAAGAAAUUGCGAGAUCAUUUUAAGAACCGACUAAACGCAGCAUUUAUUAAGGCCUAUGAUGACUUUCGCAUACUUUUCAAUCACGUGAAUCAACUAACGCAGGAAUAUUCCAACCUUGUUAAAGAAUGCCAAACUUUAGAGGAAGCCCACGAACAUAUUAUGAUGGCUUUGGUGGCAUUUGAAGAAGGACACUUGAACACUGAAAGGGAAUUAAAAGAUCAUUUUAAACAGCAACUAAAUGCACGUCUUGAUAAGAUGUUUGAGGAUUUUUCCGUACUUUUCAAAGAAGCAGAGGAACUAAAGAAGCUAUAUUACGAAAGUGUUAAAAAAUACAGAACUUUAGGAGAAGCUAUGGACAAACAGACAGAAAUUUCGAAAAUAUUUGAGAACCGCAACUUAAACUGCGAGAAGAAAUUACGUAAUCAUUUUAAGAAACGUCUAGAUGGACUGCUUAAGGAGGUGUAUACCGAUUUUAGCAGACCCUGCGUACAUUUCAAUCGUCUAAACGACGAAUACUGCAGGGAUAUUCAACAAUGCAAAAGUUUAGAAGAAGCUGAUGAAAAGUUGAAAGCAAUCUAUGUGACAUUUGCACAAAAUACCUUAAAUUGCGAGGUUGAAUUACGAGAUAAAUUUAUGGAAUAUUUGAAAAAAGAAUGUUUGCAGAUAUAUAAUGAUAACAAAACUAAAAUUGAAAUGAAGAGAGUUGACGAUGUUUCUAAUGGUAUCGUCUUCUGGGGUGGAAACAUUUUAGCAGCUAUUGGGGGAGUUACUGGUGGAAUAGUAGGUGGUCCCGUGUUGGGUGCUCUUAUGUCAGGAGCUGGUAAAUCUGUGGGAAGUGCACUCGGUGCAACUUCACGUGCAAUUGGAAAAGUUGUAGUAAAAGUAAAAAAUUAUAAUAACGAGGCUGCAGAAGAAUAA
Molecule: messenger RNA, 4448 nt
Organism: Zophobas morio
Lineage: Eukaryota; Metazoa; Arthropoda; Insecta; Coleoptera; Tenebrionidae
Product: titin homolog
Exons: 22
Coding region: 90-4448 (1452 amino acids)
Molecular function (GO): GTP binding; GTPase activity
Source: RefSeq, a predicted model, not a curated record